Knipowitschia caucasica is the source of this 207-nucleotide messenger RNA. The record is from the annotation of a GenBank genome assembly. NCBI's taxonomy places the organism in Eukaryota, Metazoa, Chordata, Actinopteri, Gobiiformes, Gobiidae.
AUGCGUCCUUCACCCCGUGCUCGUGCGUCCCCGUCUGCUUCGGGCUCUUCGCCUGGCUCUCGGAACGACCUGUUCGUUCCCCCCUCGCCUGUGCCCGACCGGUCCCGGAAGAGCGCGCGCCUGGCGUCCCAGGACGCUGGAUCCGUCCGCACCUUCCUCACGGCCCGUGGCGUCGUGCCAGUCACCAGCAACUACUCCAUGGCUUAA